CCCCCAUCACCACCCGGCUUCCGGUUGCCGCAUCCCGUUUCGCCGCGCUGCCGCUGCUCUCCUCUGCUCCGCGGAACGCCGCCAUGUCCUUGCUGUGCUACAACCGGGGCUGCGGCCAGCGCUUCGACCCCGAGACCAACGCGGAGGAUUCAUGCACAUAUCAUCCAGGUGUGCCAGUCUUUCAUGAUGCUCUCAAAGGUUGGUCGUGCUGUAAGAGAAGAACAACAGACUUCUCUGACUUCUUAAGCAUUGUGGGCUGUACAAAGGGUCUCCAUAACAGUGAGAAACCUCCUGAGCCUGUUAAACCAGAUGUCAAAAGUACCACUGAGCGAAAAGAGCUAGCUGAACUGAAACCCAAAUUUCAGGAACACAUCAUUCAAGCACCAAAACCACUGGAAACAAUUAAAAGACCAAGCCCAGAUGAGCCAAUGACAAAUUUGCAGCUGAAAGUUUCAGCUUCCUUGAAGCAAGCUCUAGAUAAACUGAAACUCUCAUCAGAAAACGAAGAGAAAAAAGAGGAGGACAGUGAUGAAAUCAAGAUAGGGACACCAUGUAAAAAUGCAGGCUGUUCAAAAACGUACCAAGGACCACACAGCACUGAAGAAGUGUGUCAGUACCAUUCUGGCGUGCCUAUAUUUCACGAAGGGAUGAAAUACUGGAGCUGCUGUAAAAGGAAAACAUCUGACUUCAAUACGUUUUUAGCCCAAGAGGGCUGCGCAACAGGAACACACGUAUGGACUAAAAAGGAUGCAGGGAAGAAAGUAGUUCCAUGCAGGCAUGAUUGGCAUCAGACUGGAGGAGAAGUGACUGUUUCUAUAUAUGCUAAGAACUCUGUCCCUGAUCUGAGCUAUGUAGAAGCAAAUAGCACAGUGUUAAAUAUCCAUAUUGUGUUUGAAGGAGAAAAGGAAUUUCAUCGCAAUGUGAAAUUAUGGGGAGUAAUUGAUGUAAAGAGGAGUUAUGUGAACAUGACAGCUACAAAGAUUGAGGUUACUAUGCGAAAAGCAGAGCCUCUAUUAUGGGCAAGUCUUGAAUUACCAGUAUCCAACACUCAACAAACAAGUGAGAAUUCAGAUCAAUAAUAAUUCCAAGAGAUGAGAUUUCCUAUUGUGAAGUGGUGACUUGCUACUGUAAUCAAGUAUUUAAUUUUUAUAUAGUUUUUUUAAUAUUUGAUCUUGUUCCAUUCUACAACAAAGUUCUAAUGCGCAGCGAAUGAAAGUAUCAACUUCAAGAGUAAUAGCUAUUUCUUCUGCUCUUGCUCCCAUGAGAAUAUUUAUUCUGGUUGGAGUGUCUCCAUGAGGAUUUAAAAUGAAAGAGCUAUUGCUUUCUGCUUACAACCUUACCUACUAUGCACUGACCAUGAAAGCAGAUGUGCUGUCAGUCUGCGGUGUGUGUUAAUUUUCCAAGUGCUGUGUUUAAACUGGGACUCUUCGGUAGUACGUGUUAGAAUCAGAGCUCUUCAUUGUGAAGCACACAAUUUUAAAGGGAAAAAAAGCCUGACUUUUUCAAGUGGUGAACAUGCAAUUCCACAUCUAAAUUAAAAAUACCCAUGAAAGUAAAUGUUAAAAAGCACUUGUAGACUUCUAUUCUUGUCUGCUGGAACUAAUGUUUGUUUCAAUACCUGUUGGCUGUAAAGGGAUGGAAUAAAAGGUAUUUUGAUAAGAGCUUCA
Lagopus leucura (white-tailed ptarmigan) is the source of this 1667-nucleotide messenger RNA. RefSeq names its product cysteine and histidine rich domain containing 1 (gene CHORDC1). The record is from RefSeq and is a predicted model, not a curated record. Lineage: Eukaryota; Metazoa; Chordata; Aves; Galliformes; Phasianidae. The transcript has 11 exons. Bases 84 to 1079 code for a protein of 331 amino acids.